Rotaria socialis is the source of this 3237-nucleotide messenger RNA. NCBI's taxonomy places the organism in Eukaryota, Metazoa, Rotifera, Eurotatoria, Philodinida, Philodinidae. The record is from the annotation of a GenBank genome assembly.
AUGCAUUCUUUCUUAUUCGUUGGUAAUCAUAAAUCACAUCCGGCACAAGAUUAUAGUCGAACAUCGAAUAUUAAUACUCGAGAUGAUUUUAUUAAACGUGCUGAACAGGAUCGAGAAAAACGCGAACUUACGCGGAAACAACUAUAUUCGGCGAUUAAAAUACAAACUUUUUAUCGAAGAAUAUUAGCGCAAAAACGACUCAGACGAUUAGCUCGUGAGCGUAUAUCAAACCUAUUAAUUCAACUUCAAUCAAGUUCAUUCGAUGAAGAAAAUCUUGUACAUCUAGCUAAUUUAAUUGAUUUUGGCUUUAAACCAAGCGCUGAUGCUCCACUGAUGAUGUCAUUGAUUGAAUCAUGUUGGAAACAUCGAAUAGCAAUUAUGGAAAAGCUUUCCAUUGGUAAUCUUUCUUUGAAAAUUGCCAUUGCGAAAUUAUUAAAAUAUGCAGUCAGAUGUCUUUCAAAUUUUGAAUCUAUACGAUUACCCACACGAUUCAUCGAAUGGUUUACUGAUAUAAAAAGUUAUACAAAUGAAAACGUCGUUAUUUCUCAAAAUUUAAAUGUGCUCACAAGUUAUUUUCUAAGGAAUAUUAUUCUAAGCGGCUACUAUACACAAAUGUGUUCUGUUAUUCAAUCAAAAGUUCCAGCCGAUGUUAGUAAAACAAGUCGUAUACCAGCUAUUGAAACAAUUGUUGAACUACUUGCUCGACCUAUUGAAUAUCAAUUGUUAGAUUCUAGUGUUAGAGAUGAAGCAUUAAAUGCUCUUCGUAAUGAAUUAUUCUCUCGUUCGGAUCUUGCUGGAUUGCCUUUAAUUAUCACGCCAACGCUUGUUCAUCGUGCAAAUUUUCCUGCGAUACGUUAUAUUGAAUUAAUUGAUUUCAAUCCAACAUUUCCAACAGAUUCUUUUUCAUAUAAAAAAUGGAAACUAUAUCAAUUACAUGCUUUUCUUUUAAUUAUUGAUAGUCGGAUCGAUAAAUUACCAAUAUCAUUAACGAGAAAAAUAGUUACAGUUAUUCGUUACUUCAUUGAUGUUUUAAUUACAAGACGAAGUCUUAAUAAACUACCAAUAUCUGUUAAUGACAUAGACGAAGAAGAUACAAAUGAACAAAUGGAUGUAGAAAGUGAAGCUCGAGACGAACCUGAUUGUGAACUCAUUGAAGAUUGUUUAUCAAUAUUGAAUAAACGAACAAUUACAAAUUAUUGCAUUCAACUGACAAAUCUAAAAGAUCAAACAUUAACAGAAAAUAAUAGUGAAUAUAUUGCAAAUUUAGCUGCUAUUGCUCAUAGUAUGAUUCUUUUUCAUCAAUAUGAAUCAAUACUUCGAUCAAACUUUCUAAUGACCUUAAGUACUUCACCCGUAUUUCUUGCACAUUUAUGGACAGUUUGUCGGAAUCUUAAAUAUCAAACUGAUUAUCGAGAAAAUGUUUUUCUCCUUUCACAUAUAUCCUGUGCUAGUUCAUCACUUAAAGAUAUUGAUAUUGAUCGCAUUGAAUCAUUACUUGUCACAUUUGGUUCAUUAUAUAGUAUGUCACUUGUGCCAUUACAUGAUGAUGAAUUUUUUCUUGGGCCCCCACACACUGCAUUUCAAAUGAAUGAAAUUUCGGACAUGGUCAGAACAUUACGCGAUGUAUGCAUGGGAAUAGUUAGAUUUAUGUAUCCAGAUAAACAAAUAAGUAUGCAAUCAACCAAUACGACAAUAGGUACAAAUGAUGAUAAAGAAUCGCAAACGAAAGCAAAUCGAACACAAAAACAAGUUGAACUUGCACAAAAGCGAGCAUCGAAAUUUUCAAUGAUUUUUAAAAUAAUUGUACAAUUACUUCAACAAAUCCGAUCGAGAGAUGUUCGAAGACGAUUUUGUCCACAAGAAAACUGGUUAACUAAUCAAUGCCCAUUGAAUCUUGAUAAGAUUUAUUUACUGCCACUUACUCGUGGUCUAUCUGAUCCGUCGCUUCUAUCAUUCGGUAACCAUUCAAAUCUGGAUCAAACACCUGAUGCGUUUCCAUUCUCUGUGACUGAACUUCGUGUGUUAACUGUUUUGAAACAAAUACCAUUCGUUAUACCAUUUGAUAAACGUGUUCAAGUUUUCAAUAUGUUAAUUCAUCAAAAUAAAAGUGAGCAACAAGUGGGUGCUGACUUUCUACAAAGUGGUUCAUCAGUCAAUAUUCGCGUUCGUCGAGGUUAUAUUUAUGAAGAUGCUUUCGACAAACUUAGUCCACAAAAUGAGCCAAAUCUUCGACGUAAAUUUCGUGUGAGCUUUAUAAAUGCAGCAGGACUUGAUGAAGCUGGCAUUGAUGGUGGUGGCUUAUUUCGUGAAUUUAUGAAUGAACUACUUAAAACAUCAUUUAAUCCAAUACGUGGUCUAUUUAAAUUAACGAGCGACGGUUAUUUAUAUCCAAAUCCAAAUGUAGCUUUUAUUGAUGAAAACUUCGGUCCACAUUAUUAUUUUCUUGGUCGUAUGUUAGGAAAAGCAAUUUAUGAAAAAUUUCUUGCUGAACUACCAUUCGCAACAUUUUUCUUACAAAAAAUUCUUUCACGUUCAUCGGGAAAAGUUGAUAUCGAUCAUUUAGCUUCAUUAGAUCCUGAAAUGUAUAAGAAUUUACUGUAUUUAAAAAACUAUACUGGUAAUGUCGAAGACUUAGGUUUAGAUUUUACCAUUGUCAAUAGUGAAAUUGGUCAAACACAAGUUAUCGAAUUAAAAGCAAAUGGCCGAAACACAGCUGUAACAGAAGAAAAUCGUAUUGAAUAUAUUCAUCUUGUUGCUAAUUAUAAAUUAAAUAAACAGAUUAAUGAACAAGUAUUGAAAUUUCGUCAAGGCUUGUCUGAUGUUAUUGAUCUUGAAUGGUUAAGAAUGUUUGAUGCUAAUGAAUUAAGAAUUUUAAUAUCCGGUGCACCAGGAGAAAUUGAUGUUGACGAUUGGAAAAAUUUUUGCCAAUAUAAACCACCCUAUAAUAAAGAACAUCCAAUAAUACAAGCAUUUUGGAAAUGUGUUUCUGAAUUUACAGAAGAUCAAAAAAGAAAAUUAUUAAAAUUUACUACAAGUUGCUCACGGCCACCAUUAUUUGGAUUUAAGGAAUUGUAUCCUGAAUUUAGUAUUCAAUCGGCUGGUUCUGAAAUCGAUCGUCUACCAACAUCAAAUACAUGUAUAAAUCUGUUAAAAUUACCUGAAUACCAAGAUGGAAAUAUGCUGAAAGAAAAACUUUUAUAUGCUAUUCAAGCAGCUGCUGGAUUCGAAUUUAGUUGA